CAAUGCUAAAAACAGCUCAGGCACCUCCUCUGAACCUGGGCCUGAAACAAUGUCUUCCACCGAAAAAACCAUAAAGGACACUUGACCACCCAAUCUUUGGAAUUAUUUCCAGAAGACACUUGCAGAAACCAUUCGGAGCACCCUUUCCCUGGCAGUGCACACAGGGACGGCCAGGAGAUGAGCGCAUCUUUGAAUUAUAAGUCCCUUUCCAAAGAGCAGCAGACCAUGGAUAACUUGGAGAAGCAACUCAUCUGUCCUAUCUGCUUAGAGAUGUUCACGAAGCCUGUGGUUAUUCUCCCCUGUCAGCAUAACCUGUGUAGGAAAUGUGCCAGUGAUAUUUUCCAGGCCUCUAACCCAUAUUUGCCCACAAGAGGAGGUACCACCGUGGCCUCAGGGGGCCGAUUUCGCUGUCCAUCCUGUAGACACGAAGUGGUUCUGGACAGACAUGGGAUAUAUGGCCUUCAGAGGAAUCUGCUGGUGGAAAAUAUCAUUGACAUCUACAAGCAGGAGUCCACCAGACCAGAAAAGAAGUCUGACCAGCCCAUGUGCGAGGAGCAUGAAGAAGAACGCAUCAACAUCUACUGUCUGAACUGUGAGGUGCCCACCUGCUCUCUGUGCAAGGUCUUCGGGGCACACAAGGAUUGCCAGGUGGCACCCCUAACACACGUGUUCCAGAGGCAGAAGUCUGAGCUCAGUGAUGGCAUCGCUGUCCUUGUGGGAAGCAAUGAUCGAGUCCAGGGAGUGAUCAGCCAGCUGGAAGACACCUGUAAAACUAUUGAGGAAUGCUGCAGAAAACAGAAACAGGAACUUUGUGAGCAGUUUGACUACUUGUAUGGCAUCCUGGAGGAGAGGAAAAAUGAAAUGACCCAAGUCAUUACCCGAACCCAAGAGGAGAAACUGGAACAUGUCCGCACUCUGAUCAAAAAGUAUUCUGAUCAUUUGGAAAACGUGUCAAAGUUGGUUGAAUCAGGAAUCCAGUUCAUGGAUGAGCCAGAAAUGGCAGUGUUUCUGCAGAAUGCCAAAACUUUGUUACAAAAAAUUUCUGAAGCAUCGAAGGCAUUUCAGAUGGAGAAAAUAGAACAUGGUUAUGAGAACAUGAACCAUUUCACAGUCAACCUCAAUAGAGAAGAAAAAAUCAUCCGCGAAAUUGAUUUUUACAGAGAGGAUGGUGAUGAUGAAGAUGAAGAAGAGGGAGAAGGAGAAGAAGAAGGAGAAGGAGGGGAAGGAGAAGGGGAGGGAGUAGAAGUGGAAGAGGUAGAAAAUGUUCGAACAGAGUCAUCAGGAGAAGAUGAAAGUCCGGAGAAAGCCUUGGAGCCCUCUCAGCUGGCCUCGGAGCUCCAGGCUGCCCCAGGGGCACUUCCAGCUUCCUCUCCAGAGUCACCUCCAGCCCUGCCACCUGUUGCAGAUGCCCCAGUGACACAGGGGGAGGUUGUCCCCACUGGCUCUCAGCAGACCACAGAGUCUGAAACUCCAGUCCCUGCAGCAACAGACACUGCGGAUCCCUUGUUUUACCCUAGUUGGUAUAAAGGCCAAACCCGGCAAGCCAGCACCAACCCACCUUCCACCCCAGGGAGCGAAGGUCUGGGACACAUAGGGCCUCCCGGUUCUGAGGAUCCGAAUGUGCAGAAGGCAGAAGUGGCAGAAGCCGCAGCUGGUGAGAGGGCAGCAGUGAGUGGUAAGGAAACUAGUUCACCUGCAGCUACUUCUCAGGAGUUAGCAAUCUGCCUAGCACUUUUGGCUUUUCUUAUACUUCACUACAUCUGGCGUCAGAUUCAGUGCUUGGUUUUUGCUUUAAUGGAAAACCCCGUGAAAGCCCCUGGACACGAACUGGUCUUUAGCUGCAAAAUUGCCCUCUAA
Messenger RNA from Neomonachus schauinslandi (Hawaiian monk seal), 1857 nucleotides. RefSeq names its product tripartite motif containing 55 (gene TRIM55). The coding region runs from base 178 to 1857 and encodes 559 amino acids. Gene Ontology annotation, molecular function: zinc ion binding. Lineage: Eukaryota; Metazoa; Chordata; Mammalia; Carnivora; Phocidae. The record is from RefSeq and is a predicted model, not a curated record. The transcript is spliced from 12 exons.